Batrachochytrium dendrobatidis JAM81 is the source of this 4804-nucleotide messenger RNA. RefSeq lists its product as uncharacterized. The coding region runs from base 1 to 4698 and encodes 1565 amino acids. Gene Ontology annotation, cellular component: cytoskeleton. NCBI's taxonomy places the organism in Eukaryota, Fungi, Chytridiomycota, Chytridiomycetes, Rhizophydiales. The transcript is spliced from 10 exons. The record is from RefSeq and is a predicted model, not a curated record.
AUGAACAAUCCACCGAUAUUUGCAAAAAACACACUGAUGGCGCUGACAAUUUCUCAUUUUAUUUUCCAUCUCUCCAUUCUCAUUUCUUUUGCCACCAGCUAUAAUACACGUUAUUGCUACAAGACAUUCUGGAUACGGGCUAAAUCAUCAUGUCUCAUACACAAGGCAAAUGGGACUGAUGGACCAUCCCAUAUUGAACAAACAGGGAUAGCAUCCACAACAGAAAUAUCCACCACAUUGACAGAUAUACCCUCCCCAUCCGUCACCAACACAGCCAGCGAUGAUAUCGCGUUGCAAUCAAAACUGAUUCAAUCAUCCAAAUUGGGUAGUGUAUCCGUCCAGGGAACCCCAGGAAACAAAACCACUCUUAUAUCUCGAGAGUCAAACACUGAAGACCACGAGGAAGACCAGUACUAUCUCAGCGGACUGUUUAAUAUUGAAACUUCUCCCGCCUACAAGUCCUUGGAGGCCCUAAAAGGAAAAAAGGAGGUACAAGAAUCCCAGAUUGAGCAUUUCAAGCAGAGUUUCUUGCGCAUGCAUGGUUUCUUGAUCCGAUUCAACGAGUAUGAAAAGAAUAUUGCUAAAAAACUCAAAGCAAGUGUAAAGGAAGUCACCAUGCAGAAGCUUGAACGGGAUCGAGCUGUAUCCAAACAGUUUUCCGGCAAUGCCGAAAUUGGUGAACUCAAGCGUGAGCUUCUUAAAGCACAGAAUGAAGUGGAUUUAGCUUUUGAGCGCGAGUCAAAGCUGCAAAAAGAAACGGAUGAACUAUCCAAACAAAAACAGGAUUUAGUUCAUGAUAUAGAAGAAAUUCGUCGCCACAAGGCCGACAUGCUAGAACCCCAACUUAUUACUGCAACAAAAGAUUUGAAAAUGGAUAUACAUCAACGCCGCCAUCAAGUCGAAAACCUCCAAAAAGACAUGGAAGAAAAGCAAUCCACAUAUGAAGUAGUUGCAAUUGAGCGUGAUCGGCUCGAAAAAGAAAGGGAAAAGUUUGUCAUUUCAUUGGCUAAAGCAACUGAAACACCUUUGAAGAUCCAAAAGCAAGUGGAUGUGCUGAAAGACGCAAUCCAGAGUUUAGGAGGAGAGAAUUCAAAGCAAUUGACAUUGACUUCCCAGUUGGACAAAGAACUGGAACGGCUAGCAAAAAAAAAGCAUGAUUUAGAAAAUAUGCGGAUGGGCCAAGCUGCUGAUUAUGAGGAACGCCGAGGGCUGAUACAUGCAAUGGAGCGUCAAGUGGAUGAUAUUUUUAAAGAACAUGAGCUGGCAAAAGAGCAGCUAACUUUUCAAAAGGCUGAACGAGUGCGAUUGGAUUUAAGUGCAAAAAAAACUAUCCAUGAUAUCAAACGUGAGCACGAUACCGUAUUAAGAGUGAUUCGAGAAAAAGACACACAGCUUAAACUGCAUCGUCGACUCGAAACUACAGUGAAUAACAUCAAAAUGUCGACUCCAUCGAUACGCAAGCAAGCAGAAGAUUACCGACGUCAGCUCGAAUUUGCAAAAGCAGACGAGAAAUUCUACCAUAAGGAAAACACCCGACUACGCAAACUUAUUGAUGUUGCAACGUAUGAUUUUCUCAUGCAAGAAAAAGUAGAAACAAAUGAAAUGGAGGAAUUACAAGAGCAGGUAGCUGCAAACAAACGACUUGAGAGUGAAUUGGAGUCUGCUAGUAACGAGUACUUGGCUGCCGUCCGUGCUGUUGAUGAGAUUAAGAUGGAAAAAGACAUUCGCGCACGUGAAGUGGUUCGUAUUCAAGCUAAAACCCGGGCUAUCAAGGGAGAUACAGCUGCUAAAGAAAUCAGCAUCAUGGAUGCGUCAAAACGAGCAAUUGAAGCUGCUGGCAGGUUAAAAGAUUUUGGAGCUCUGUACGAGCUGGUCAAGAAUGAGCGCAACAAAUAUUUGAAUCAUAUCCAGUCGUCAACUCAGCGAGCCGCAGAAAUGAAGGAAAAGAUUAAAAUUUUAUCCAACGAGAUUGAGAUUUUACGACACGAAAUUUAUAACAAAGAUCGUGAGUUGUCGAAAAGGAAACAGGAAAACAGUGCAGCAUACGCAGGUCGAGAUUCACUCAAAAAUGAAGCCAAUAAACUCAUGAUGCAAUACCGUGAUCGCCGUGAUCAGAUCGAUCAGCAUCUGGCUUCACUCGAAUCUCUCAAUACUCAUAUCAACAGCGCUGAGCAAGAAAUGCUUGCCAUAAAAUUGCGCUACGAACAGCUCAUAAAAGAGCGCAAUAUGGUAGGUGUCCACCUCCUUGACCGCAACGACGAGCUCUGUAUCAUAUAUGAGCGUCUGAAUGUCCAAGUUGAAAUAAUGAGUAAAGGCGAGCUGGGUUUGCGCGAGCGAGAGGACGAGAUUAGAAAAUUGGCAUUAAUUGCUACUGAGCUGAAACGCAAGAUUGAUCUGCUAAAAAGGGACGAGCCUCUUGUAGGGGUGUAUCAAAUUGAGAUUGAAAAGCUAGAAAGGGAAAGAGAUAAGCUGAGGAAAUAUGUAAUAGAUUUGUCUCGGGAAAUGGAGAAUCCAGAUGAUCCUAAACGAUGUAGAAAUUUAAACGGGGCCGAUCCAACACCCAUAGAACUACUGAAAAAGAUUGAGCGGCUAGAAGACAUGCUUGCAACCAGAGAGGAAAAACUGUUGGAGAAAGACUUGAUUAUGGAAGAAAUAGCAACACUUACUAAUCGGCUCAAAAAACAGACUCUCGAUGGCAAACAAGAGACUUAUCAAGUGACACGCAAGCUCAACGAUCUAACCAAGCGCAUUAAACAUGUUACACGCACUAUGAUGUCAAAAGUAUCCGAGCUGGCCAUGUACCAAUCCCACGCAAUGAAUCUGUAUCAAGAAAAAAGCGAAAAGGAAGCAUUGGUUGAGGAAGCAGUGAUGAGACUAGAAAAGGGAGAUAUUCCUACUGAGCAGAUUGAGCGAGAUUUUAUACGAAUGGAAAAGACUCGAAUGCGCAAAGAAAGUAAACAAAGAGCGAUCAAGGAACGUAAUCUACGCGAGCAAGUGGGCCGGCUUGUUGAUGUGGACGACGAUGAUUUUUAUAUGUAUGGCAAAGUGCGAACCAUGGCAGAGCCACGACCCAAUGCAUAUAUUCCCGAUGCAACGGGACUGGGAACAUUACCUAUUCCUAAACCGUAUGGAGCACAUGCACCAUUCAAGCCGCAGGAGCCAGGAACACAGAUACGCCACUAUCGCAAACCAGUGGAGAAGCCGAUCGAACUAAUGCUGUCUGUACUAGAAGCCCACAAGUCGUCUCUUUCCCGCCCAUCAUCUUCUGUUUCUCAACAAGUCGGAAUGCACUUUGCAGAUGGCGCUUCGAUUCUGUAUGUUCCUACUGCUGCAGGUGCACAGGGCAAGCGAGCCAUUGAGGAGUUUGUCAAAAAUGUUGGCCGACAGUCUCAUAUCAUCGAGAACGAGCAGAUCCUAUCCCGUAUGGUUGGUGACCAGUCUGUCGUUGAAGAGUCCAUUGUGCGGUUGAUCCACACGGACCCUAUUGACUGGCUGCUUCCUGGUGUUCGCCCAACCAAAAAGCAGAUUGUUUUCCCCAUGGUGACUAUUCUCUCCUUUGACGAGACUGGAAAGAUUGUCUCCAAGAGAGUUUACUGGGACCAAGCCUCUGUAUUGCGCCAGGCUGGUGUCCUGCCCAGAUCUCUGUACUGCAAGGCUAAUGCAUCCGAGGUGCAGCUUCCUGUCCUUGACGGAUCUAUUGUUAACAGUCUUCAAGACUCUAUUCUUGACUCCAAUGUUCUUUUGAGAGUUGAAACUUCUGCUGGACUUUCUAACGCUCAGCGUGAUGCCAUGGAGAACAAGCCUGCCACUCCCGUCAAGGGACGUACGGCUGCUCAAGGCAUGUAUCCUCAAGGUGAAGAACUGCCCAUCCGCGCUAGCAACAAUCGCCAAAAAUCGGAUGUCUUUGGCUUGGAGCCAGACACUGCUGCGUCGUCUUAUGCUGCUUCUCGUCGCUCAUCGGCCAUGUCGUCUGUUUUCCCUGAAGAAACCAAGAACGUAGCACGUCCCUCUACUCGCGUUUUGCAACCGUCUGGUGGUCAUUCUAGCAAUAUUUUUGGAGAUGAUCAGCCCAUUCGUUCAGCCUAUUCCUCCCAAGCUACUGCCCAGGCUAAUGCAGACAUGGUUCGCCAAUUUGCAGAGUCCUCUCUUGACGAUGUUGCUGAAGAGACCUCCAGUAACGCAUCUAGUCAGACUACCCACUCCAUUGGUGGCCGUCGUGCCUAUGCUGGAAAGACCAAUGAAUCGCAGUUUUCCUUUGGAGAUGACUCCUCCACUGUUGGUCAACGUCAUGCCACCAAUUCUACUCAUGGCAUGGGUCGUCGUGUUUAUGGUGAUACCAACAAGUCUCAAUUCUCGUUUGGAUCGGAUGUCAAUGCUUUGCCCGACUCGCCUAACCACCACCAUAACACUCUGCAUACUGGCCGAAAGAUCAACUCUGCCUCUAACCAGUCUCAGUUUUCGUUUGGAUCUGAGACUCCUGAGACUGUCAAGCACGCUGCUGCUCAAUCUGCUCGCUCUUCUGUCGCCUCUAUUCCUCGCUCAACCAACCCCUUUGAAGAUCAGCCUUUGCCCAAUGCUGCUUUCCGUAGCGGCCGUCGUGAUCCCAACGCUAUGAGUAAUGAGCAUUUGAAUGGUACUCGUCCUUCCAGCCGUGUUCUUAAGGCUCCUGGAGGUGGUUCUAGUAUUACUUUUGGCUAAUACUGUUUACUGGUGUAACUUGGGAUGUUUAGCUUUCAAUUUUUAUUUUCCUUUAUGGUUUUGCUUGUUGUUUUUGAAAAUAAACUUUUAAAAUAUGAUGUUAUCU